Ilyonectria robusta is the source of this 642-nucleotide messenger RNA. RefSeq lists its product as uncharacterized. The transcript has a single exon. The record is from RefSeq and is a predicted model, not a curated record. NCBI's taxonomy places the organism in Eukaryota, Fungi, Ascomycota, Sordariomycetes, Hypocreales, Nectriaceae. The coding region runs from base 43 to 384 and encodes 113 amino acids.
AAACGACCAAAUCUGCGCUCCGCGCAGCCUCUGGCGGUGGCGAUGGCAUCGUCCACAACUAGCCCGCCCGCUGCCCCAGAUCCCUGCGAUCUGGGAAUCCAUACUCCUGCCAAUCUGAAUCGAGGAGCCCGUGCAGCCCUCUUGCAAAACAGCCCCGCUGUCGUGAAUGGCCCAAUAGGUAGCUCACCCGCUUUUGUGAGGACGGCGCAGACGCCACCCUCGCCGCUCAACACGAUCUCUCAUACUGCAGCCACCGAAGGAGCUCAGCACGCCUCGCCUUCCACCUCGCCCAGCGCCGCUUGGCCCCCGGAUCGACAACCGGUUUCUAUUACCGACAUAGCAAAUAGGCUCGCGCGUGAUCGCGUGGAGGAGCACAACGCCUAGCUGAAAGUGUUUGAAGCCUUUUGCGCUUCAUUCGAAGAGACUGCUAAACGAUUCACCGCUGGACCCGAGCGCCAUUUCGCACAGGAGUUUGCCAAUGGCUUCCUGGCAUUCUGGAAUUAGACGCUCCUUGGCACCAAAUCUGCCCCUGCGCCUACCUAUAGCAGUGUCGCGGCGACGCACCCCGCCGCAAACAUCGCCCCUGCCCAUCAACAUCAGCAACAGCAGGCGACCCGACGUCUCCAGGGACAACCAACCCCU